AUCAAUUUGUAGAAUUUUAGAUUCAUAUGUGUCAUUGGAAGAAUCGAUGUUGUUGAAAUUGGGAGAAGAAAGGGAAAAAAAGAGAAAUAAUGAAGAAAACAAGAAGUUAGAAAGUUUAGUUUGGAAUAUUUAUGUAGAAUUAUGUUUAUCAGCAAUGGUUUAUGAGGAAUGGAAGGGUUUGCUAUGUAAAGCAGGAAGUUUAGAUUCAUUUGAAGAAAGGAAGUAUAUUGAUACGGUAAUAACGUCAAUUGUGUUAAAAAAGAUAAAAUACAAUUAUGAUAAUGAAUUAUGUUCAAAACAAUGUCUUUGUCUACGAUAUUCGGUUAUGGCAAUAUUUUUUAUUCAGAAAGAAAAGAAAAGUAUAGUGCAAAAAUGUCUUAUAGAGGUUAAAUAUCAUCAAAAUCAAGAAAUGUUUCAGGAAAUGUGGGAUUCAGUAAUUGCAACAGGAAAAGGAAUACAAAAUAAUAAAAAGAAUUGGGUGAUGUUAGGGUUCCAAGGAGAUGAUCCUAGUACAGAUUUUAGAUCUAUGGGAAUUUUUGGACUAGAAUUAUUACAUCAUUUUGUAUUAACACAAAAUGAAUACACUAAAAUUAUGAUAUCGGAAUCUAGAUCGAAUCAUACAGAUAUCAAUCUUCCUUGGUAUCCUUUUGCGCUUGCAGCUAUAAAUAUUUUGGCAUACAUUAUAGAUUUAAUGAAUAAAAACAGACUCGAAAGGAUUUUUAUUCAAUGUUAUAAUUAUGGCGUAUAUGUUGAAGAAAUUAUGAAACAUUUAUUUUGUUAUACAUUUAUUUCUUUUCAUCAUUUUUGGAGACAUCAAGUCUCUAUAAAAAAUGUGAAAACAGUUAUCGAUUUUGAACGUUGUUUAAAACGUUUCAAAAAACAAACAAGAAAUAACAUAACAACGGGUAAUUAUGUGUUUAACUUUUGAAUUUAAACAUAUUUUUAAUUUUAUUAA
Pneumocystis carinii B80 is the source of this 955-nucleotide messenger RNA. RefSeq lists its product as hypothetical. The transcript has 6 exons. Bases 47 to 928 code for a protein of 293 amino acids. Lineage: Eukaryota; Fungi; Ascomycota; Pneumocystomycetes; Pneumocystales; Pneumocystaceae. The record is from RefSeq and is a predicted model, not a curated record.